AUAACCAUACAUAUUCUAUAUAUAAUCAUAUAUAAUUAGGCGAAAUCAUUUUUUUCCCGGUAUAAUUAGGUCUAAUUAUAUAUAAGACUAUAUAUACUUAUAUAUAGGUCUAUAUAUAACCAUAUAUAAUCAUAUAUAAUUAUAUAUAAUUAGGCAAAAUCAUUUUUUCCCGGGGAAUAAAACACAUUUAAUGUGUAUGUCAUUGCAGUCAUCAAUCCACGAAUUCCUGAAUGGGUUUAGAAAAGUAACGAUUAACUUCUCUGAAAUUAUCACUGAAAAAAUAUAAAAGUGGGUAUUCCCUCAUAGCGUGUUAGGCGGAAGGUUAAUAGCGUUCACGUCGGAACGCUUUCUCAGAAAAAUUUUACAUGAGAUGACUGCUAAUAAAAGAGAGCAUUAUCAGUCUGGAUUCAGUAAAUUCGCGUCGGUCAUCGCGACACAACCUCACCGUUUUAAACAACGAAAGUUAUAGUCAAACCCAUGUCUGUCGACUGCUUUGCAAAUCUAAGCCUCCAUGAGUUUUGGAAGCGUAAAUAUUCGGAAUGUUUGGAAACUAUUAAGUCCGAGCACUUCUUCAUCAACCAUACUUGCUGGUACGAAGAAACCCCGGAAAAGAAGAAACAAAACAGAAGACACAGUCACAGUAGUAGUGUGGAAACGAUCCAGAGCUUGGAGCCGUCUGUUAACGGGCUAGAUAGUUUCUACGCAAGCUAUGUCGACGGGUUCGAUCUGCAAAGGAAGUUCAUAGUGGUUGAGACCGUUGCAUCCGAAAAUAAGUCUCGCAACUUUUGGAAACUAAUUUGGGAAACUAACUGUCGCGUAAUAGUGAGAUUCGACAUUAAUAAAUGGAAAAACUGUCAAUAUUGGCUGCAUGAAAAUAUUCCCGUUUAUACUGAAGGUGAGUUCAAAAUUCUGAAAACGAAAACAAUUCCACAUAACUACUAUACGGAAACUUUUCUCACAGUGGCCAAUCAGCAAAAUAACAAAUCAAAACAAAUAACUUAUUAUGAGUAUCAUGAACACCCAGACGGUAAAUUGCCAAUCGAAUCAGCGCGGCUUAUAUUUUUCUUGAAGAUGGUCAACAAAAAUCAUAAAAAAUACAUCAUACCUGCAUCAUCAUCGGACAAUUGUGCAUGUCAACCAAUAGUGAUUCACAGUGUGGAACGUUGUGAAAGAGCAAUAUCGUUCUGUGCGUUAGACAAUUGUUUAAGCCAACUGCAAGAAACACAGACAGUGUCAGUGCCUAGUGUAAUACUGAAAAUAAAAGGUCAAAUGCAAUUAGAUUCUUUUAGCUUUGAGGAAUAUUCAAUCAUUAACAAAAUUUUAUUGCAUAGUAAAUGGGCGUUAGAAUUCAAAACGGAUGAUGAUGUUAGAAACUCUGAAAGCACGUCUUUCAGAAGCCGGGUCAAAAAAUAUUGUUUAGCUUUUAAAAGAGUGUCCGUUUUCUGAAUGUUUGGCUAUAGGCUCAGAAUUGUCAUGUAUUAGUUGAACCUAUGUUUAACUCGAUUAAGUUUAUAUGUAAGGAUUAGAAUUAAGCUUAUUUCCAUGUAAAACAUUGAGUAUUAAAGAUUUUCCAUAAUUAUUUAAGUGGUUGUUUUUAUUCCACACAAAAGUUAAGAAUUUUUGUAUACCAGCAUAGUCAAAUAAAUUCAUAAAAGAUAAAACAAAUUGCUCUAUUAGAUGGUAGAAAAAUUAACCUUCAAACAACUAUUCUUGACCCAUGGCUUAGCUAUUCUACUCAGCAGGGAUUAUAACCUUAAGAUUAUUGCACACCUCAAAAGCGAAAACGCGGAGGGGGCUUUGUAAACGGAUGUUUUUUCCGACUAUUUUACUCACACAAAAAUUUUACUAAACUCUUUUAAUUACACCCGUUUAAUAAUCAAAAGUAAAAUAAGCGAUUGAGGCGUGCACUUUUGGAUUUGCCGACAUUUUUAAUACCAUGGCUGAUUGCCAACGCCAACCAUAAGUAUUGUCAACGCCUUAACACGCUGAUUGAAGUUUAAACCGUGCAAACAAUUUCGGUCUCUGUUGUUUUUGCAGUACGGUCUAUAAUUGACUGCAUCUGAGUAUCAAUAUAGACAUACUUUCACAGAAAAUUUACUCACAUACAAAUUAUGCUUUGAUCUGCAUUCAAAAAUAGUAAAAAAGAGACAUAAUUGUCUUUAGUUCAUUUUUGGAUCUUGAUCUUUCAACAGAUGGCGUAUCAAAUGGCUGAUAUCCGUAUGGGUGUAUCUAAACGUAAUCUGGUUGGAAAUAUAACUGUAAUAAAUCAACAGAUGUGAAUGCGUCUUCAGCCAUUACGGUGGAUUGGCUAAAAUCCAGUUGUAUAAUUAACAUACUUCAAGUAUUUUUGUUAUAAAACUAUUUUGUUCCUGGUUUAUUAACGGAACAAUAGUGUAAUAACUACGAAAAUUGUAUUAUUCAUUAACCAAGGAAAUAAAUUCAAGUGUUUUUCCACUUAGUUGCAUUAAUUUCAGGAAAUGUAAAAUUACUUUCGUAUUCUGCAUAUCGAACCUAAAAGAUUCAUCGAAGUGACAUGUAACAAGACUUUAAAAUGUUCCUUUGUAAUUUACGAGCAUGUUAACUAACAACAACAAAAAUAGAAAUCACUCACACUUAAUAAGUUGCGAACAAAUGAUUUUGUGUGAAAAAAAACAUGAAAAAAAAUGUAAAAUACAAAAAUUAAGAGCACUUAACUAUUAAAACUGGUCUCAUCGUAAAAUGUUUUAUUACUGUGUUAAUCAAUGUCGUUCUCUGUUGCUAGUUUACUAAAUCAAAUAAAUUACGAGUACCAUAUUUUUCAUCAACAGAAAUCAAACUCUCUAAAUCGAGAACAGUGGGAACGACAGGAAAAUGGUGCAUAUAUACUAUUUCAAAACUAUAAGUAUACUAAACAGUAUACGUACAGCUGUGAAACAGUGAAUAGUCGCUGUAUUAGAUUUAGAGAGUAGAAAGGAAAUGUUCUACGUCAUGACCUAGAUAGUACCCAUAGAGUAAUUAAGAUUUGAUGAAAGUAAAUCGUUAUUGAGAGGUUAAAACAAACUUUCAUGCUAGUCUCGUAAAUUAUCCAUAUUGGUAAUGAGUAAUGACCGAAGAAGAGUGAUAAUAAUAACAAAUAAGAUUUUUCGUGAAUUACGGCUAUAAUUUUUUGAUGCGCGGAAAAUAAAUAAUUUCAUUUUACAACAGUUAGCGAACUCAAUUUGACUGCCUAAAUUAAUACUCAGUAGAUAAGAACAUGUUUU
Microplitis mediator is the source of this 3239-nucleotide messenger RNA. Its product is annotated as tyrosine-protein phosphatase non-receptor type 9-like. Lineage: Eukaryota; Metazoa; Arthropoda; Insecta; Hymenoptera; Braconidae. Gene Ontology annotation, molecular function: protein tyrosine phosphatase activity. The record is from RefSeq and is a predicted model, not a curated record. Gene Ontology annotation, biological process: protein dephosphorylation. The transcript has a single exon. Bases 478 to 1446 code for a protein of 322 amino acids.